UGUACUGCACUGUGUAAACGGUCAUAGGACUAAAGGAUGUUUCUUAGUGUUUCUUAUCAGAUGCAACUUUAUAGCAAUGACCACACUCUCUAGACAGCCAGAAUACAUUUGUAGAUGCUAUUUGAAUAAAAAUAUUUUCAUUAAAAAGUUUAGAAUUCAUACAACUUAUGAAAGUGAUGAACAGUUUGAGAAGGAAUUUAGAUCACUUCUUCGCUUAAAUGGAUGUUCUACAGAUAAACAGUAUCAAGAUACUUUGUCAGAGGUUUGUAACCAUUGCACAUGAUGCCACAGGUCUGUCAAAGGAAAAACUCAUGUCUCUAAUAUUUCACAUGGGAGGGGAUAUAACAGAAGCCAUGGUAUACAAGCUUCCAGUUUUCACCAAAGCAUUUUGUUUUAAACUGAUAGAUGAAAUAUCUAAUUUUGAAAAAUUUCCCGGAAGAAAAACAAGGCCAAAUACAAUGAAUGCUAGUGGAAUAUCAUUGGAUGAGAUGGGCUUAUCAGAUAGUCUGAUCACUUCACUUUCCAGGGAUUUUUUCAACCAAUCACUCGCAUCCUGUUUCCUCACUGGGGUGGGGGCCUCAUUGAUUCCUAACGAGCAUUUAUUGUAAAAUAUGAGGCUCAUGGUGACAGGGGACUAAGCCUACACUUUGACAAUUCAGAAAUCACUGCCAAUAUUAGCAUCAAUGAAGACUAUGAAGGGGGACAAUUGCAGGUCCGUAAAAUGUCAACAGCUGCAGGAGUUGAUGAGGAAUUUUCAGAGCCUAUGGUCAAGAUCAGUCAUGAGAUGUGCUUUGGGUUACUUCACUGUGGUCGCCAACACCACUCAGCACUACCCUUAAAUCAAGGAAUCAGAUACAAUCUAGUCAUCUGGAUGAGAAGUUCAGAAGUUCGCAACAAAAUGUGCCCAAUGUGUCACGACGUCCCAGAUUUGAUUGAAGUGCCUAUUGCUGGUGAUGGCUUCAUUCCAAUAAAAAAAAGCAAACACAUAUGUAGUUAUUUAUAACUAUUAUUCUUGCAUACUGAAUUGCCUUAACCUACUAAACUUGAAUAAAUGUAAAUAAAAUGAAUGUUUUUAUAAAAAGGCUAUUGUACAGCUAUUAUAUCUACAGUUGUAAAGUAUUCUUUUAGUUGUUGACCACUA
Molecule: messenger RNA, 1141 nt
Organism: Physella acuta
Lineage: Eukaryota; Metazoa; Mollusca; Gastropoda; Physidae
Product: 2-oxoglutarate and iron-dependent oxygenase domain-containing protein 2-like
Source: RefSeq, a predicted model, not a curated record